Molecule: messenger RNA, 2525 nt
Organism: Schizosaccharomyces octosporus yFS286
Lineage: Eukaryota; Fungi; Ascomycota; Schizosaccharomycetes; Schizosaccharomycetales; Schizosaccharomycetaceae
Product: protein kinase activator
Exons: 5
Coding region: 39-995 (318 amino acids)
Source: RefSeq, a predicted model, not a curated record
CCAACAGCAGCUACCAACUACCACAUCCUUUGAAGGUCAUGACAGACAUUCACGAGACUCAAAAGGGUGCUCUUAAAGAAAUUCAGGCCUUCAUUCGCUCAAGGACAAGUUACGAUGUUUUACCUACUUCAUUUCGUCUAAUUGUUUUCGACGUUACAUUAUUUGUCAAAACAUCAUUGUCACUCCUUGCUUUAAACAACAUAGUCAGCGCUCCGUUAUGGGAUAGCGAAGCAAAUAGAUUUGCUGGUCUGUUAACUAUGGCAGAUUUUGUCAAUGUUAUUAAAUACUACUAUCAAAGUAGUUCCGUUCCAGAAACAUUGGCUGAAAUUGAUAAAUUCCGUCUCCUGGGACUUCGCGAAGUCGAACGGAAGAUAGGUGCUAUUCCUCCUGAAACUCUUCACGUUCAUCCCAUGCAUAGUCUAAUGGAAGCAUGUCUAGCAAUGUCUAAAAGUCGUGCUCGACGUGUGCCACUGAUUGAUGUUGAUGGCGAGACAGGAAGUGAAAUGAUUGUUUCAGUUCUAACUCAGUAUAGAAUUCUGAAAUUCAUAUCCAUGAAUUGUAAAGAAACAUCUAUGCUUCGGGUGCCGCUUAAUGAAUUACCAAUUGGCACAUGGACGAACCUUGCUACAAGUACGAUGAAUAUGAAGGUUUUCGCGGUUAUCCAGAUUCUUGCAGAGAAAGCUAUCUCUGCUGUUCCGAUAGUUAAUGAUGAGGGGAUCCUAAUAAACGUUUAUGAAUCUGUUGAUGUUAUGCAUUUAAUUCAAGAUGGUGAUUAUAAUAAUUUAGAAUUAACAGUGGGUGAGGCGCUUUUAAGAAGACCAUCAAAUUUCGCGGGUGUACAUACUUGCCGCGAUACUGACCAUCUUGAUGGUAUUUUUGACGCUAUAAAACAUUCCAGAGUGCAUCGACUUUUUGUCGUUAGUGAGGACUUUCAUCUUAAAGGCAUUUUAUCUCUUUCCGAUAUACUGAAUUAUAUUGUGGAUGACCAACUCUAAUGCGCAUACCAUCGAAUUAAAUCGAAUACUGUUUACAUUUUUCCUCUUUCAUUUAAAAAAGUAAUUGCAUAAUGCAUUUAUUUUUUAGAAAUUUAUUCUUCUAUCCUUCAUGCUAUAUAAUACACUUGAUGGUACAAUUUUACACGCCGCUUAUUCUUUAAUAAAUUUGUUGAUAUUUAGUCGAGGUCAUGUUAACGCUGUAAUGCACCUCUUUCUAAUGCAACAAACUUUCUGAAUAUAUUACUUUGUGCUUAAAUAAGUGUGGAAACAUAAUGAUCCUCUCUAGAUAGGACUAGUAAUGUUUAUGAAUGGAAUUCUAACAGAAGACGUCAUAAAAUUGCUAGUAGUUCUAAUUCGAAACAUAUAUUCUACGACAAUGAAUGAAGUAAUGGCAUGACGGAUGCUAUAUUUUAAAAUAUUCUAUUUUAUUCAAGCUCUACUUGAGAUUGUACUUUACCGACGUUGGUUUGCUGUGCGACCAGUUGGCGUAGACAACUAGAGGCUUGAGCACCAUUUCAUCUAAUGUCAAAAGAACGAUUGGGCAUCGCAGAUAUUCAAGGAGAGAUGAUUAAAUACAGAAUAAUUCUCGCAAUUGCUGCAUAGUGUCCUCAGGGCAAGUUACAGUAUGUCCAAUAGUACGAGGAUCUUCGUAAAUUUCAUAGUCAUUGCCUCCAGUAAAUGUCUUGUCACCGAAGAAAUGGAUAGUUUCAAAACCCUCCUUUUGAACGUGCUGAAGACAGUAAGUCUUGUCCCAACCGGUAGGGAAAACAUCAAAGGAAAUUUGACCACCAAUAGAGAAAGUUAAGCCGUAAUCACCAAACUUUUCACGCAAGGCAUUUACCAUGUUCAAACGGAUGUUGUGAAUUUUAUCAAAUUGCUCAAACUCUUGACGUUCUUUGUUACUAGCAUUACGGCCAAUGGGGGAAAUAUUGACCAUACCAUUACGGAAUUCAACAAAAGUACCACGCUUAACGGGAAUAUCCAAGUCAGCAAUAUAGUGUAAACAGAAGUUCACCAACUUUUGAUACUUAUCUUCACCAAUAUACUGGAUAAAUGAUUGACUAGCAAGCUGUUCUCCAUAGCGAUAAGCAGUCAAUCCAUUCUCAGCAAACGAAUAGUCAAAAGAGUUGACAACAUUUUCUCCACUCACGCUAAGUUGUUCUUGUUGUUUGUUCAAGUCACUACCACCAACAAAUCCAACAGCAACAAUUUGACGAAGCUUUUGCAAGCAAUCGAGCAUUUCAGGAGAGAUGCUCUAAAUUUAUAACGUUAGCAUAUGAUUUACAAAAAUGAAGCAUAGCGAAGAAAGUCGUUUCAUUUGCUAUUGCUUUGUAAAGUAAAAUAAACAAAACUAAGCAUUUCAAAUAAUAGGAAUCGAAUUUGAAGAGGAGUAAUAAUAGGAAAGGUCACUCCUAAAACCGCUUGCAAAAAUUCAUUUACAUACCAAACGAGAAGGAGUCAAAGUACCAUCGACAUCAAAUAAAACUAAGGUCUUAGGAAAUUUACGUUGUUCUAUAGGAAUAAGCACCA